AUGGUGUUCUUUAAUCGGUGUGUGACACGUGGCAGCCAACGAUCAAGCCACAUCACUCUACGACAGUGCAUGUGGCAAAUCCGUGUCCAAUCAGCAGACACGCAGUGUACAAUUUUUUCACCUUCAGCAAACAUGCCAUCUUUUUUGGCAAAUCAGGUUGUGACACGUAUCAAGUUCGUACUGUACGGACGCCACGCAGAUAAGGAGCUGAAGUUUUGGGGACGGCCAUAUGAUCAUGUGCAAGAUAGACCCAAAAAACCAACCCCCUCUCAAAAAGAGCUAGAGAGUGGAGAAGGCAGGAGGUGGUCGGAGGGUGGCAGUGGUGGUGGUAGGCUAGGCGGCGGUGGUGAAAUUGAGCCAGGUAGAGUUGGCAGAGGUUAUUGGUGGUGGUGGCCACAAUUGGCAAGUGGUGUUGGAGGGCCGGCGAGGCGGUGGCCGGUGUUGGCAGGUGGUGCUGGAGGGCCGGCGAGGGCCAAAGUGGUCAGUGGGGGGCCGCUGGCGGUAGCCGGCGGCGGGACCGGAGGGGCCAGUGGGGGGCCAUAG
This is a messenger RNA of Cryptomeria japonica (Japanese cedar), 543 nucleotides long. RefSeq lists its product as uncharacterized. The record is from RefSeq and is a predicted model, not a curated record. The transcript is spliced from 2 exons. The coding region runs from base 1 to 543 and encodes 180 amino acids. Lineage: Eukaryota; Viridiplantae; Streptophyta; Pinopsida; Cupressales; Cupressaceae.